UCUCUCUCUCUCUCUACAGCAGCAGCUACUACAAGACAACAAAGCCACACCUCUCUCACCAUCACGAAGAGGAGAAGAAGAAGAGAGAGAGAGAGAGAGAGUAGUAUAGCACCGAGCAAUUACAGCAGCGGGAGACAGGCAGGCAGACAGACAGAAUUGCCUGCCAAGAAACGAGAGAUCAUAGCCACACCUAGAGAAGGAAGAAGAUCAUCCCUCCAUCACUAUAAGAGGAGGAAGAGGAAGGAGGAAGGAGGAAGAAGGAGAUCUGUGCGUGUGUGGGGGGGAUGGGGAUGAGGCCAGGGUGGGUGGGCGGCCUGGUGGAGGCGACCUUCUUCGUGGGGUGCCCCUCCCACGAGAGCCGCAAGAAGAACGAGAAGAACAUCUUCUGCCUCUCCUGCUGCGCCAGCAUCUGCCCUCACUGCUCCCCCUCCCACCGCCACCACCCCCUCCUCCAGGUGCGGCGGUACGUGUACAAUGACGUGGUCCGCCUGGGCGACCUCGAGAAGCUCAUCGACUGCUCCUACGUCCAGCCGUACACGAUCAACAGCGCGAAGGUGAUCUUCCUGAAGCCCCGGCCGCAGUCCCGGCCGUUCAAGGGCUCCGGCAACGUGUGCCUCACCUGCGACCGCAUCCUGCAGGAGCCCUUCCACUUCUGCUGCCUCUCCUGCAAGGUGGACCACGUCAUGGUCCAUGGCGAUGGCGGUGACGGAGGCGGCGACCUCUCCAACAUCCUUCUCCACCAGCACCACCACCAUCACCAGGGUGGCGGCGGUGGUGGAGGAGGCGGUGGCUUCCCGCGCCUUGAGGACCUCCGUGUCGGCAUGGAAGAUGACGAUACUGUUGCCGUCGCCGCAUCCAACCCGGUUGGGCGACGUGGCGGAGGUGGCGACGGGUCUAGCGACAAUGGCGGUGGCAGCGCCGAGACGGAGGAGACGGCGGCGAAGAAGAAGAAGAAAGGAGGAGGGUUCUUCCCCAAGAUCCUGUCACUGGGGAGCAGGAGGAAGGGUGCACCCCACAGAUCACCCCUGUCCUAAACCUAAUCACCACUUUGCCCCCCUACUAGCUGUUAAUUACUCCAAUUAAUUAGCCAUCACUAGCUAGCUAGCCCUAGCUCUACUAGCUGGUAGGCUUAGUGUGCCACCUCAUUAUAGCCCUAUGAUUAGCCAUGUAGAUUGAGAGAUGAGUGAGUGUGUGUGUGUUAAUUCGUGUGUUGGUUGGUUGGUUGGGUGCUUGUUUAUGUGAUCUAGCUUAAGCCUAGCUUAUGCUAAGCUUAGCUAGGGCCACUUCUAAGCAUGGCACUUAGGGAGUGUUUUGAUGAGAUAGAGGAAAAGGGCAAGUACUUAUCCUCCUGUUACAGGACUAGGUAGCUAAGGCACAGACAUGUGGGCCUAGGUUGCAUGGCUUCCCCUGGAGAUGUGUGUGACUAGCUACCAAUUUUGUACUCGAUGUAACAGCAAGGGGUUACUUGCAUACACUUCCAUAACCACAUAUAUAUAAUUAAUUAGUUAAUAUCAUU
Molecule: messenger RNA, 1516 nt
Organism: Oryza brachyantha (malo sina)
Lineage: Eukaryota; Viridiplantae; Streptophyta; Magnoliopsida; Poales; Poaceae
Product: protein RGF1 INDUCIBLE TRANSCRIPTION FACTOR 1-like
Exons: 3
Coding region: 285-1034 (249 amino acids)
Molecular function (GO): zinc ion binding
Source: RefSeq, a predicted model, not a curated record